Pisolithus orientalis is the source of this 1103-nucleotide messenger RNA. RefSeq lists its product as uncharacterized. The transcript is spliced from 11 exons. The record is from RefSeq and is a predicted model, not a curated record. NCBI's taxonomy places the organism in Eukaryota, Fungi, Basidiomycota, Agaricomycetes, Boletales, Pisolithaceae. Gene Ontology annotation, molecular function: GTP binding. The coding region runs from base 227 to 949 and encodes 240 amino acids.
CGUCGCAUGAGACAGACAUCGAGUUGCGAAGCUGCCGGGUAUAAUGUUGAAUCCAUCGAAGUCAUUUUCGACGAUCAUCGACGAAGUAUCCCUCGGCGAGGAAAACACCACUUUCGUGAGGAUUUCGGUCAACCUCUUGCAGUUCGAGGCGAGACAAUUUCUUUCUCGGUUGCACAUCGAGGGUGGUUUGUUCUACCCAAGAAGGCCCCCGAGGUGAUCGAAAUCAAUGUUCACGAUAUACUAUCCAAACUGCCGACGCAGAUUUCAGACUGUGUGUAACAGGCUGAUCAUCACCCUUGGCCUGUCAUCCAGUAUUGUCUCAGAUAACGCAGGUUCCGGUCGAGACCCUAAUUUCCUACAGCCUACUGCUGAGAAACUCCUUAACCUAUUUCCUCGUUGUCGGAUACUGGUAAUCGGACAGCCCGGUGUUGGGAAAUCUACGCUGUUUAACAGAGUCUUUGGAAUCGAACAAGCAUCCGCCGAAAAUUUCGAGCCAGGACAAGCAGAUAUUGAGAAGGAACUCGUCUCACCGCAAAACGAUCGAUUGGUCUUACAUUAUAGUGACGGUUUCAAUCCCGCAGUUGACGCCAACUGUGAGGGCGUGAAGUCAUUCAUUAAAAAAACGGAAGGAGAAGGAGUACGUCAGAGAUCAGCUGCAUGCGGUCUGGCUGUGCUUCGGAACACCCAUUGUAGAAUAUGGAGAAAGAGUUCUGUACGAGGGUGCGGAGACAUUUUUGAAACGGCAUGCGAACGUUCUUCACGACAUUCCAGCGAUCGUCGUCUUCACGAAAUACGACAACCUUUUAAUUUACCUUGCAAUACAAAGAGAAAUAUAUCCAGAGGUGGCGGCGAAGGUGUAUUUACAAAGGAACUGUAUUCAGCCAAUUCAGGACCUCGUCAAAGACACAGAACUCUCAUUUGUUGCGGUCAGCUCAAGCGCCGGGCUUGAGCAAAGCUCCAUGAAUUAAUCCAACUCACUCAUGUGAAGGUCGCCGAGACUUUCGCGUCUCAGUUAGGUACACCAUUGCCAAAGUCGGCGAUGACUGCAUGUGCGCUAAGAAUGAGACCGCGUCUGAAGAUCGAGGGGUCAAUAAUCGUCGGGC